AUGAAGAGCUUUCUCGGUGCAAUCGUUACUAUCACUUCUUUCUUUGGCCUGGCCAUGAAUGCAUCGGCUUUGCCUCAAUUCUCGUCGAUUGAAGGGUUUACUGUCUCCGAGUCUGCAACUACUACUGCAGACGACCUCCCCAGUAGCACGGCAAGUGGUGUCUUCACUAGUGCCACCGGUGCUACUUCUACGGAUGUCCCUUCGCUUACUGAGGCCGAUAUAUCUGCUCUUCCCCUCAUACCGGUGACAGGAGAUGACUCUUUUGCCAUCGUUCAGUCCUCUAAUACUUCGCUUCUUGAAACCCACCCCGAAGUUGAUGUGGAGCCAAAGAAUCAACUCCCUGACAUACCGUCUGUAAGCGAUAAGUCCACUCUCCCAUUGAUUGUUUCAAUAGCUGAUGAUGAUAGAAUCUCACCCGACGUGACCAAUGCGUCGGAGGACCCUUUUCAUCCCCGAUCACGCCCUGGACGAAUGUAA
Molecule: messenger RNA, 477 nt
Organism: Penicillium manginii
Lineage: Eukaryota; Fungi; Ascomycota; Eurotiomycetes; Eurotiales; Aspergillaceae
Exons: 1
Coding region: 1-477 (158 amino acids)
Source: RefSeq, a predicted model, not a curated record